AUGAAGGGAAAGGGAAAAGCGAAGACAGGCAGCGAUGGGUCAAACAAGAAUGCCUUUUCUUCAACCCUGCUGCUCCCCAACACCGACUUUCCGAUCAGAGCAGAUGCACCCAAGCGUGAGCAUCUCUUCCGGGGGCGUACGACAACGGAUUUGUAUCGUUGGCAAUGGUCGCGAUUUAAGCAGCCUGACACUGAGCCGGAACGACCUUUCAUGCUGCACGAUGGACCACCGUACGCAAACGGACAUCUGCACAUGGGUCAUGCGUUGAACAAGAUUCUCAAGGACUUCAUCAACAGAUACCAGGUCCUUCGUGGCCGAGGCGUUCACUACGCGCCCGGCUGGGACUGUCACGGGCUUCCGAUUGAGCUGAAGGCGCUUUCGGAGCUCGAGUCCGACAUUAACCUGGAAGCGCUAGAGAUCAGGCAGCUGGCACGUCGUAAAGCUCUCGAGGCCAUUGAAGUGCAAAAAGGAGAAUUCAAGGAGUUCGGAAUCAUGGCCGAUUGGGAUGAUCCACGGCGAACUUACCGUACGCUGGACGUCGAUUAUGAGAUUCGACAGCUCAAAAUCUUUGGAGAAAUGGCGAAGAAGGGCCUAAUCUAUCGCGCCAGACGGCCUGUCUACUGGUCCCCUUCUACGCGCACGGCCCUAGCGGAAGCAGAAUUAGAGUACAUCGAAGAUUACCUUUCUCAUUCUGUCUAUGUCCGCUUGCCCCUCGCAUCGUUCUCGGACGAUCUUCGCGCAUCGCUAGAAGCCACAAGGGAACAGGGCAACGGGAAUGAUCUCACAAGAAAGGCUCUUGAAGGGACGAUUGCGAUUGACCUUGUCGUCUGGACGACAACGCCAUGGUCACUGCCAUCUAACAUGGCGGUGGCUGUCCAUCCCGAUCUAGAGUAUAGUCUUGUCGCACUAGAACGACAGCCACACGAAGAAUAUACACUGCCGAGGUUGUUAAUCGUUGGAACCGAUCGUAUCGAAGCCAUUUCCAAGGUACAAGCCGGACCAUACACGCCAGUGCCACGACGAAAUCAACAACCACAGCUCACAACGGGCGUGAUUGUUCCAGACGACGCAAGUGAAGAAUCCCAGCGCAUGCCUGUAGCUGAAGCAGUUGGUCCACAGCUCGUUGGGCCGCUGAAGGAGCUCGCACGGUUCCGUGGAAGUGUUCUUCUCGGUUCCAGCUAUGUGCCCCCACUUCAGCGAACCGAUCGGGAGAUUGGCUUGCGGGCCUCGAGUACAAGCAGGCCGGUCAUCGGUGCCGACUACGUGACGGCCGAGACAGGUACUGGUCUUGUGCACACUGCUCCUGCACACGGUGCAGAGGACUACGAGUGCAUGAAAGGGUUAGGGUUACUCGACCGGGAGCAGCCUUUUUCACCCAUUGACGAUAGUGGCUGCUUUACGGAUGACCUAUCGUUGCUCGGAUUCACACUGGUGGCGCCUGAUGUCACGUCUACAGAAGGGGCAGCAUCAGUGCCAGGGUCUGCGAUUUCUGCAGCGCAGCUGGUCGGCCAGGAAGCUCUGGGACAAGGGGGGCGCACGAUUGUCUCCCUACUUCACAAAUCCGGACUGUUGCUCAGUGAGGCUCCACAACGCCAUCGAUACCCGUGUGACUGGCGUUCCAAGCACCCAAUAAUCAUACGCGCUACGUGGCAAUGGUUUGCAGAUCUCUCACGCAUCAAAUCUCAUGCGCUCAAAGCCCUAGAACACGUUCACUUUACACCUACCACAUCGCGGACAAGGCUGCAGAGCUUUGUUCAAGGUAGAAGCGAAUGGUGUAUAUCUCGCCAGCGCGCGUGGGGCGUGCCAAUACCGGUACUGUAUGAUGAAGCGUGUGGGCAGCCACUGCUCACCGUUGACAACAUCGAACACAUCGUCGGCGUGCUCAAAGAAAAGGGGAUGGACUACUGGUGGACUGGAGAGGCGGAUGAAUUCGUCGCGCCACAGUAUGCGCGAGAGAAAAGCGGGAAAUGUUGGAUUAAGGGAACGGACACGAUUGAUGUCUGGUUCGACUCCGGAAGCUCAUGGGCUGUCAUGGAGGACUAUCUCCAUGAAGAGGGAGUGGUGCAGCAUACUAAUCGCGCCGGUUACCCGGUAGCAGACGUCUACCUUGAAGGUUCAGAUCAGCAUAGGGGAUGGUUCCAAUCCUCGCUCCUUACGCGCAUUUCUACCGGCCGAGCUUCCUCGGAAGAAAACAGCCAAUGGUCCGCACCGUACAAACACAUCGUCACACAUGGCAUGGUUGUCGAUAAGGAGGGCAAGAAGAUGUCCAAGUCUAUCGGCAACACCAUCUCCCCUCUCGAGUUCAUCCGCGGGAAUGCCAAGCGGCAGAUUCCAGCGUAUGGCACCGAUGUUCUGCGCCUGUGGGUUGCGCGAAGCGAUUACACAAAGGAAGCGCCGGUUGGUAACGAAAUCGUCAAGAAGGCUGCAGAUGCAUUGAGAAAGCUAAGGAACACCGCCAGAUUCAUGCUUGCGAAUCUCAAAACGGAACGCGUGAAGCCACUCGCCAAUGUCAAGCUUGAUUUCUGUGAGCUCUAUACUCUGCACCAGCUAGCCCUGUUAGAACAAGCAUGUCUGCAAGCGUACGACGCGUUUGACUUUGCAACAGUCGCCCGAAAGCUGAACGAGUUCGUCAGCGCAUCGCUGUCCACCUUUUACCUGGACAUUACCAAAGACGUGUUAUAUUCCGAUGCACGCGACAGUCCACGCAGACAAGCAGUGCUGGCCACUCUCGAUCAGGUCCUGCGUACUCUGACAGCUAUCCUUGCUCCCAUCACGCCGCACCUUGCUGAAGAAAUCCAUCAAUAUCGACAGUCGGAUUCCGAGGCGCAUGAAUGUGACACAUUCGUUUCGGCCUUCGAAGCCGGGUGGCAACCAGUUCCCCUCAAUUUCCUCAGCUCGGAGGUAGCAGCCGAAGGUGCAGCUCUGAUGGGCCUACGACAAAAGGUGCUUUUACUCGUUGAGCAAGGUCGCCAGCAAUCUUUCCUCAAGUCGGCUCUCGAGGCCGACGUGCACAUACGAGCCACCUCAGCAAUGGACGCAAUGCUUAUGGGCGCAGUGGAAAAGCACGAGUCCGAUUUGGCACGCUUUUUAAACGUCUCGCGCCUUCUGCACCGUGAUAGUCUCGAUAUCUCUGCCUCGCAAUGGCAGGUGACAGGCGAGCAUAUGGGCCUGAGCAUCACCAUUAGCGCACCGCAGCAGGCCAAGUGCCCCAGGUGUUGGCUCUUCACUCGGUCAGAGGGCACCGAGCUUUGCGCCAGGUGUGACAGCGUAGUUCACGCGCACUGAUUGCGUAAACAUUAGUACAUAAGCUAGGCUAGGCUGCAGUUGUUGCCGGACUGGUGUUGUAACAUCGUAAGCUCAACGAAUUU
Messenger RNA from Tilletiaria anomala UBC 951, 3368 nucleotides. RefSeq names its product isoleucyl-tRNA synthetase. Gene Ontology annotation, cellular component: cytosol. Gene Ontology annotation, biological process: isoleucyl-tRNA aminoacylation. The record is from RefSeq and is a predicted model, not a curated record. Lineage: Eukaryota; Fungi; Basidiomycota; Exobasidiomycetes; Georgefischeriales; Tilletiariaceae. Gene Ontology annotation, molecular function: ATP binding; aminoacyl-tRNA deacylase activity; tRNA binding. The transcript has 7 exons. The coding region runs from base 1 to 3285 and encodes 1094 amino acids.